Molecule: messenger RNA, 2256 nt
Organism: Pimephales promelas (fathead minnow)
Lineage: Eukaryota; Metazoa; Chordata; Actinopteri; Cypriniformes; Leuciscidae
Gene: rilpl1
Product: Rab interacting lysosomal protein-like 1
Biological process (GO): cilium assembly
Cellular component (GO): cytoplasm; ciliary basal body
Molecular function (GO): dynein light intermediate chain binding; protein dimerization activity; small GTPase binding
Source: RefSeq, a predicted model, not a curated record
CAGCUGUGCGCAUGCGCAGUAGAUGAAGCGCCGCUCAGGAAUAAAUAAGGGUAGGGAAACCGAACCGCAAUGGGACAACUCUUAUCUCGGUCCAUUUCAGCCUAAAACACCCCAAAAUGGCUUUUAUUCUCGACGAGGUGUCGUUAGCGAGGUUUUAGGGGGGCUUUGAAGAUCUGUUUGGCUACUAAAGGGACUGAGAAAGUUUAGAAGGAAACGAACUUCAGGGACGGUAACGUUCUAGAGACGGUCAUGGAGGAUUUCGGUUCGGCGUUGGAGAAGAACGUGGCGGAUCUGACCGUGAUGGACGUGUACGAUAUCGCCGCAGUGGUGGGUCAAGAGUUCGAGCGCAUUAUCGAUCAGUACGGAUGCGAGGCUCUGUCCCGCCUCAUGCCCAAGGUGGUCCGGGUGCUGGAGAUCCUGGAGGUUCUGGUGAGUCGGAACAGCAUCAGCCCAGAGACCGAGGAGCUGCGCCUGGAGCUGGACCGACUCAGACUGGACCGGAUGGACAGACUGGAGAAGGAAAAGAAACAUAAAAAGGAGCUGGAGUUGGUAGAGGAUGUGUGGAGAGGAGAAGCCCAGGAUCUGUUGUCCCAGAUCUCCCAGCUGCAGGAGGAAAACAAAACACUGCUCAACAACCUGUCCGUCAAAGAGUAUCCGAUGACAGAAGAGGACAUACAGAAACAGGAAGGCAUGACUGAGAGGGAGCGACAGGUGAUGAAAAAGCUGAAGGAAGUUGUAGAUAAACAGCGAGACGAGAUCCGCGCCAAAGACCGCGAGCUGACGCUCAAAAACGAGGACGUUGAAGCGCUCCAGCAACAGUUGAACCGGCUGAUGAAGAUCAACCAUGACCUGAGGCAUAAGAUCACGGUGGUGGAGGCCCAAGGUAAAUCCCUGAUCCAGCAGAAGGUGGAGCUGGAGGCGUCUGGUCAGGCAAGACAGCAGGAGCUCGGGAACCUGCGGCAGGAAGUGACCCGUCUUAAGGAGCGACUGAAAGAGCAAGGCAAGACCAGCGCUGAGACAGAGGAGCCUGUAGGACCACCCUCACCUGCAAAGGAGGCGCUGUGUGAUGAUGACAUGUCCACUCUAGAUCCAAAAGACCCGAACCGCCCGCGAUUCACCCUGCAAGAGCUGCGGGACGUCCUGCAUGAGCGCAAUGAGCUGAAAGCUAAAGUCUUCAUGUUGCAGGAGGAAAUCGCCUAUUACAGAAGUGAAGAACAGGAGGAGGAAACAGGGCCGCCGCUGCCAGAUCUCUCUCCUACCCUUCGGCCAAGCUCUCGCUCCAACUUUCAGCCCGAGUCGGGGAUAAAGCGACUGUUUAGCUUCUUUUCCCGGGACAAAACCCGAGGUUCGCAGAGGAGGAUGCCGCAGAUGGGAGACGGCUUGGGCUCGUGGGCAGUGAAAGAGGACGUGUACACAGAACAGGCCCAGGAGGCAUUACAACACAUGUAACCAACACACCGCUCCACUAACCGUUAACCUGCACCAUGUGACCGUACGCCACGUUUACGCUCCCUUUCAUGGUCAGACGAGACAAGAGCUCACAAAGGGAACACGGGGGCUGUUUCGAGUUACUGAUAGAUUGUGGCCCUUACCUUCAUCCAAAAAUACUGUUAGGGGGUUUUAUGUGCCUAUUUUGUUAGAUAGUUAGACAUUUUAUUGCUAUUGCAAAUGAUAAGUUACUGUAAGCGGGAGAAUAGAAGAUUUCAGAGAGUUUUCUGAUGAUGUUUAAAAAGAAGAUGCCUUAAGUAGAGAAGAUAUAUUUAUAAUUCAAAUUGAAUUAUGAACGAGACACAAUGACAAGUAACCAUGAAUAUGCAUGUGGCUGAAAAAAAAAAAUUGUUUUUUAGAUUUUCAGUAGCUAUACCCAAGCCUGAAAAAAGAUUAGCCUAUAUGGUGAAUCAUAUUUAAAACUUUUUUUUUGAAAUUGCACAGUAGCUUAAUUAGUAAAAUGUUGAGAAUUUAAAGGAAUAUAUGACGUUCAAAACUUAAUUUCUUCUGACAUCCUCCAUGGCAUGCUGUAGAUAUCAUGGAAAAUUACUUUGACUUGUCCUUCAGUUGGUAACAGAUGUUAUUUGGGGCAAAACUUAUUAGUUUUUUUUUUUCAGUAUUUUUGAAUAAUGUUUUGUGGGAAGAGGUCACGUUUUCCCAUUAAAAGUAUCUUCUGCUCUCCAAGGCACUAAAUCAGUAAUAUUUUUAAAUAUUAUUUCACAUUUUCAAUUUUUAAUAUAUUUAAAAAAUGUAAUUUAUUCCUGUGAU